CUGCGGAAAAAGUGUCCUUCCAGACCUGGUGAAAUCUUGCGUGUAAGGGGGCAGAGGCAGGACGCAGAGGAAUAAGCAUAUACAUGACUUUCAAGUCGUGUUGAGUUCUCCAAAGGAAAUAAAUAAGUUAAUGUGAUGUAGGCCUUCUGAGAAAUUUAAGCAGAGAUUUAAAUAAUAAUAAGGAGCACCCCUUGGAAAAGCCGGGGGAAGACAUUCCAGACAAAAGGAAUUGUGACAUAUUGGAGGGAAAGGAUGAAGACCAUUGAGGCUGGAUCUGGGAGACCAGGAAGGAGAGUGGCUCAAGAUAGUAACAUUCUUUGAGCACUUAUUGUAAACUAGAAUCUUUAAUUACUGUUUAUUCAUUAUCUCAUCUAAUCUGCAUUAUAACCAUAGAGAAUGGGUUAUACCGUUCUAAUUCCUAUUUUACAGUUGCGGAAACUGAGAUAUAGAGGGGUUAAGGGACUUCCCUAAGGUUUUUAAAAGGUCAGUGAAUUCUCUGUUGAGAAAUGUUUCUUAAGGAAGCUAUAGCGGAAGCAGUGAGACAAGGAAUCAAAGAUCUAAUUUUGUUGUGUGGCCGAAUUUUCCUACUGCUUGCUCUUCUUACAGUAAUUAUUUCUGUGACUACUUCAUGGGUUAACUCGUUUAAAUCUUCCCAAGUCUAUCUGAAAGAAGAAGAAGAGGAGAAUGAGAAAAGGCAAAAACUUGUGAGGAAAAAACAACAAGAGACACAGGGUGAAAAGGCCAGCAGAUACAUAGAGAAUGUUCUAAAACCUCACCGGGAAAUGAAAUUGAAAAAGCUGGAAGAACGCUUUUAUCAGAUGACGGGUGAAACCUGGAAGUUAAGCAAUGGUCAUAAACUUGGGGGUGAUGAAGAUUUGGUGCUCGAAAGUGAGAGUCAGACAUCUUUUGAAACAUCAAACAGAGAAGCAGCAAGAAGACGGAACUUGCCUAAACGUUUAACCAAAGUUUCACCACCCGCUGAACAGCCCAGGCAGAAGGAGGUUCUUAAUUUACCUGAAGAACCUCCUGAAACAGCUGAAGAAGCAGUGACUGUUGCUCUCCGAUGUCCCGGUGGGCGUGUCCUGAAGAGAAGGUUUUUUAAGUCUUACAGUUCACAGGUCUUGUUUGACUGGAUGAUGAAAAUUGGGUACCACCCAUCCCUAUACAGCCUUUCCAGCUCCUUUCCCAGAAGGCCUCUGGAAGUGGAGGGAGGCUGGUCACUGCAGGACAUAGGAAUAACCGUGGAUACUGUCCUCAAUGUGGAAGAGAAAGAGCAGAGCAGCUAGUUAAGAAAUGAGACCUGCCUGUUCUACACGAGUCAGUUGUGCCAUGACCUUACAGGACAAUAAAGGAUUCACAUUAAAAUCGUGUCUAUUACCUUGACUGAGCUCAAGGCAGUAAACACUCUCCAUGGGAACAUAUGGACAUAAAGGAGUAGAAAAGGAUUGCCUUCUGCAUAUAGUAAUUUUUGGAGUGUGCCAUCUGACAGUGUCCCAGAUGAGAACUAGAUAGAAAUGAGCACAGUAAGGUACUCACUCAUUUAUAUUUUCCCUAGCUGAUGUCAUUUAGCAGUUUGUUGAAAAACAAAGUCGUGUGACUUUGUUCUGUCUUCCUACACUGAGCAUUUCACAGUUCAGCCAGCCUCUUUUAAAGUCUUAUACGUAGGAAUGUUUACUCCACUGUAUUUCUAGAAAUUAAACUUUGAAGACAUUUCAAAGCUCUUUUAAGGCCUUAAAGUUCUUUUUGAUAGUAAACGUUGUACUAAUGUUUACUUAAUUAAUGCUUGAGAUUAUUUCCUUUCACCUUGCGUUAAAUUGUAACAUUUACAGCAUUCCAGGCAGACCAGUAUUUUUAAAAAUAAUACAAUGAAAACAUGGAAA
Vicugna pacos (alpaca) is the source of this 1880-nucleotide messenger RNA. NCBI's taxonomy places the organism in Eukaryota, Metazoa, Chordata, Mammalia, Artiodactyla, Camelidae. The record is from RefSeq and is a predicted model, not a curated record.